CGUAACGAAACGCGUGUUGCUUCAGUACGAUACCAACCUCUCAUCGUUUGCGUUCAAUGAUAUUUCAAAAAGAAAGAGAGAGAGAGAAAGAGAGAGAGAGAGAGAGAGAAACGUAAUCGUUCUUAAAAAAAAUAAAAAACAAAAAAAAGAAUUCGGAAAAACAUGCGUAAAUCAUUAAAAGGAUGUUGCACCGUGAUUACAUUUUUGUGUGCCGUCAUUAUGAUAACUAUUGGUAUAGUAAUGAUGAAUAAUCAAACGUUGUCGACUUAUCUAUUAAAAAGAAUACGUUCGGUAUGGGACAAUGUUUAUGAUCCUAAUGAAAUAAUAAAUAUUAAUGAAAAUAUCAUUGAUCUUAUUUCUUUUUUAAUCAUAGGAAAAAACAUUAAUGGACAAUACGAUAAUUUAUAAUAUUUGGUCAUCGCCUCUGAAUCUUACCUUAAAUAUCUAUUUGUUCCAUGUUGAAAAUCCGGAUGAUGUGUUAAAUGGAGAAUUACCGAAGCUUACGGAACGUGGUCCUUACGUUUACGACGUAAUCCUUGAAAAAGAUAUACUGAGCGUAAACGAUAUACGAGAUGAAAUAAUUUACAAUAUCAAAAAGACAUAUUACUUCAACGAAGAGGAAACUGGUGAACUUUUGGAGAACGAUGAAGUUGUCCUAUUAAAUAUGGCCUAUCUCGGUGCGAUAAACACGCUCGCGAAUUUUUCGCCUAACUUGCUCCGACAAUAUGGCGAUUAUAUAAGGAUGUUAUUCCCUCAAGAGAAUCCUCUUUUUGUCAAAGCAAAAGUUAAAGAUAUAAUGUUCAAUGGUAUAUCCUUUAUAUGCGAUAUUAAAAAACAUCAAAAAAUGAAAUUAAUCUGUAUGACGCUAAAGGGAAGAAAACCACCGAUCUUAUGGAACACUGAAAUUGAAAAUAAUUACAUGUACAGCCUCUUUGGCACGAUGAAUGGAACCUGGGUUGGUCCAAUCAAUAUUAACAGAGGUGUAGAAAAUGAAACAAAAGUAGGAAAUAUAAUGUCGGUAUAUAAUAAACGAAAGAAUAAAUAUUGGGCAACCGAAGAAUGUAAUAUUAUUAAAGGAUUAGAUGGUGUGAUUUUUCCUUAUUACAAGGAACCACCAGAGCGUAUUUAUUUUUACAGUAUCGAAAUUUGUCGAACUACAUUUAUGGAAUUCAAGGGAGUUGAAAAGGUCAAUCAAUUCGAGGCAUGGCGAUACGUUCAUACAAACAAAAAUUGGAGUAAUAAUGAGACCGAUUGUUAUUGUCCGACUGUCAAGCACGAAAAAGCAUGUCUACCUAUGGGUCUCAUGGACGUUAACAAGUGCAUGAAACUACCUACGUUACUGUCCGAGCCUCAUUUUCUUCACGCCGAUCCCAAAAUAUUAGAUUACGUGCCUGAUUUGAAUCCAAAUGAGGAAAUUCAUUCGAGUUCUAUAUUGAUCGACACGCUUACUGGUAAACCUCUUCAUGGUCAUAAAAAAAUGCAAAUAAAUAUGAAGAUAUCACCGUAUCCGAUCGAAUUGCUUGCCAAUGUCACCGAGGGUUACUUUCCGAUUAUUUGGAUAAGCGAGGUUUGAUAAUUAUUUAUAAUAAUAAUAACAACAACGAUCACGAUGAUAAUAAUUCAACAUUGUUCUAUUUCUUUGAUCUAUUAGAAGGAGGAAUACCUACCCUCUAUCGAUCAUUUA
This is a messenger RNA of Vespa crabro (European hornet), 1684 nucleotides long. RefSeq names its product sensory neuron membrane protein 2-like. The transcript is spliced from 6 exons. The record is from RefSeq and is a predicted model, not a curated record. NCBI's taxonomy places the organism in Eukaryota, Metazoa, Arthropoda, Insecta, Hymenoptera, Vespidae. Gene Ontology annotation, cellular component: cytoplasm; membrane. The coding region runs from base 386 to 1573 and encodes 395 amino acids. Gene Ontology annotation, molecular function: scavenger receptor activity.